UUUCACGAUUGGAAAGAAUCGAAAACUUUACCAAGAAAUAUUUUAAAAUAUUAAUAGAAAAAUAUAGAAGUUUUAGUAGAAAUGCUCAACCGAAUAUCCGUGAAAUUGCAUUCCAACAACAAGUACACAAGAAUUCUCGGCAAAUUAGAGCAGAAAUGUGGCUGCAACAGAUUUUUCAUCGUCAAAUUUUUAAUGAUUAUACUAGCUGUAUACACCGCAGUUGGUUAUGGAAAUGAAUUUGUCUGCACUUUCACAUCGAUCGUCUAUCCCAUUUACGCUUCAAUGAAUGCGAUUCAAAGAGGAACACCACGAGAUACAGAAAUUAUACUGACAUAUUGGGUGAUAUUUGCAUUAAUUUAUAUGUUUGAAAAUUUAUUUAAUGCCGUAAUGACUUCGAUUCCUUAUUAUUGGUUGAUGAAGAUAAACACCACUCUAAGUUCUUAUAUACAGAGUGGCCAUUAUUAGUUUCUAUAUUCAGAGCAGUCUGUAGCUGUAACUAAUAAGUGAAAUGACACAAAAAUUUGUAUACAGAUUAAACAAAGAUGUGGAAAAGGAUUUUAAAAAGUGUUCAAAAAUUUCAGCUCUGGGAUGUUUUGGCAUACGGUUUAUUAAAGAAACGUUGCAACAUUGGCAGACAAAGAAUUGUAUUACACUAUACGUCAAAAACAUCCCUGAAAAACAUUUACGAUCAGUUGUAGGACAUAUUGUUCAUCGCCUUCAAAUUUUAAACCUGAACAAUUGGACACACAUUGAAUAAUAUUACUGACAGCAGUAAAUAGCCUCUGCAGAAGGCAUUUUUAGUUGUUUUUAGUGUAUUUUUCCUUUAAAGUGCUCCAACAGAAAUUUUGAUUUUUGAAUUAAAAAUCUUUUUGCAAAAUCUCUUUCUGCAUCCUUUCUAUGUGUAUACAAAUUUUGGUGUCAAUUCGCUUAUUGGUUAUAGCUACACAGUGCUCUGAAUAGAGAAACUUUAAUUAUGACCACCUUGUACUUCACGCCGAAUUCUAUUCGUUUCACAUUCAAGAAAUUAUUUUUCAGAUGUUAUUCCUGAUCUUCUGCUUCGCUCCAGUUUCUAAUAAUCUUUCAUUAUUUCUCUAUCGAAACGUCUUGAGUGUACUGAUGACAAGUAUUUUAGUAGAGAAACGCAAUGGUUCUGAUUUGGAUAAUG
This is a messenger RNA of Centruroides sculpturatus (bark scorpion), 1165 nucleotides long. RefSeq names its product receptor expression-enhancing protein 5-like. Bases 82 to 465 code for a protein of 127 amino acids. The record is from RefSeq and is a predicted model, not a curated record. NCBI's taxonomy places the organism in Eukaryota, Metazoa, Arthropoda, Arachnida, Scorpiones, Buthidae. The transcript has 3 exons.